This is a messenger RNA of Phaeoacremonium minimum UCRPA7, 318 nucleotides long. RefSeq names its product putative rep helicase protein. The transcript has a single exon. Lineage: Eukaryota; Fungi; Ascomycota; Sordariomycetes; Togniniales; Togniniaceae. The coding region runs from base 1 to 318 and encodes 105 amino acids. The record is from RefSeq and is a predicted model, not a curated record.
AUGGCCUCACAAAUCAUCGCCCGCCACUUCGCCCGCGCCGCCGCACCACGAUUCAUGCUCCGCGCCACCAGGCCGGCGGCCGUGCAGCGCUCCGCGUUCUCCACCACCCAGCCGGCGCUCAACGGCAAGCCCGCCGCCGAAGCCUCCGGUAACCCUGAGCUGCCCAAGUUCAGCUUGAAGCACCUCAGCGCGAACCCCAGAACGCGAUUCUGGAUCGGGGCCAGCAUUUUUGUGCUCGGCUGCAUCGAGGGAGCAACAUGGGUCAAGUUCUGGCCAAAGAUCACUGGCAAGAAGGAGGAAGUGUCUGAGUCAUCAUGA